AAACCCCUUUACUAAAACGUAUUUUGACAAUUGACAUGACGUGUUCCGGCCGGCCAACCACCCUUCUGUCCGGAAAAAUAUCUCCACCGGUGGGUCUAAUCCACUAAUCAACCACUUAUCUUCUUCAUUCUUCAUACAAACACUCACUUCUACAACCCUAAUUCACCCUCACACACACACACACACAACCACCAAAUUCCUCCAUAAACUCACCACCAAUGGCGGCAACCGUUGAAGGUCAAGACAGAGUGUUAGCAACCGCUCAACAGAUCGUCAAAAGCCUCAACAUCAACAACCAAGCAACGGAAGACAUGCUCCUCAUUCUCUCCAGUUUCGAUAACCGCUUGUCUAACAUCUCCGAUCUAACCGAUCACCGUUUCGAAACGGCCGAACAGGUAAUCCUCCGGCAUGAUUCUGUAGGUCUAGGUGAAACUUCGUCUGAGUAUUUAGAAGCUGUUGAUACAAUUAUCAAAUUGACUGAAAACCUAAAUAUUCAAUCUGAUUGUAACGGUGAGGUGAUAGAUCGAGCUGAAAACGCACUUCAGUUGGCUAUGCUGAAGCUAGAAGAUGAGUUUUAUCAUGUUUUGAUUCGUAAUACUGUUCCGUUAGAUGUAGAUCGGCUGUACGGAUCGAUCCGUAAGGGUUCGGUUUCAUUUGCGGCUAAUGAGAUUGAAAUUGAGGAUGAUUUUGAGAGUAGUUAUCGAGAAGAUGAUUGUGGAGGUAGUAGUUAUUGUUAUGAUAGAGGUUUAAGCUUUGGAGGUGAUGUUUGUGUUGAUUUGGUUUAUGCGGAUGCGAUUAAGGAGCUGAAAGCGAUUGCGGAUCGGAUGAUUAGGUCUGGUUAUGAGAAAGAGUGUUGUCAGGUGUAUUGUAAUGUUCGGCGAGAUGUGUUGGACGAGUGUUUGUUGAUUCUCGGUGUUGAAAAGGUUAGUAUUGAGGAAGUACAGAGGAUUGAGUGGAAGGUUUUGGAUGAGAAGAUGAAGAAAUGGAUUCAAGCGGUUAAAGUUGUGGUUAAAGCUCUUCUGUUUGGGGAAAAACAGUUAUGUGAGCAAGUAUUCAGUGAAUCGGAAUUGAUAAAAGAAGUCAGUUUUGUGGAGACUACAAAAGGGUGUGUGAUGCAGGUUUUGAAUUUCGGUGAAGCGGUCGCCAUUGGGCAAAGAUCUUCGGAGAAACUGUUUCGAAUUCUGGACAUGUAUGAUGUUGUUGCAGAUGUUUUACCUGAUUUUGAAACGCUUUUCGUUGAUGAAUCUGGUGAGUUAGUUUGCAAUGAAGUGAAAGCGGUUUUAAGUGGAUUAGGUGAGGCAGCUAUUGGGACGUUUGUGGAGUUUGAGAAUGCUGUGAAGGGUGAGAAUUCAAGAAGAGCUUUACAGGGUGGUGAGAUUCAUCCGGUAACUCGUUAUGUCAUGAAUUAUCUCAAGUUAUUGGUUGAUUAUAGUGAAAUUUUAAACAUUCUGUUGCCCAACAGUCAAGAUUAUGAUUUGAAUUCUAAAGAAGUUGACGAUAUUGACACUGGUGAUACUUUAUCUCCUGUUUCAUGUCGAUUAUUGUCGCUAAUCACUUCUUUAGAAGCAAAUAUUGAAGAGAAAUCAAGAUUGUAUGAUGAUAACGCCCUGAAAUACAUAUUCUUGAUGAACAACAUACUUUACAUUGUUCAAAAGGUAAAAGACUCUGAUCUUAGAAACCUUUUGGGUGAUCGAUGGAUCCGCAAACAUAGCGGUCAGAUUCGUCAAUGGCACACGAGUUAUCUCAGAUCAGCAUGGGGGAAAGCCUUGUUGUGUCUGAAGGAUGAUGGGAUUGGCGGGGGGUCGAGCAGUGCAUCUAAAUUACUUCUUAAAGAAAGAUUUAAAAACUUCAAUGCAUGUUUUGAAGAAAUUUAUAGGAUACAGUCGCUUUGGAGAGUCCCGGAUGAUCAACUUCGAGAAGAACUUCGAAUAUCAAUAUCCGAAAAAGUACUCCCCGCUUACCGUGCUUUUGUAGGGAGGUUUGGAAGUCAACUCGAUGGUGGAAGACAUUCCGGGAAAUACGUCAAAUAUACCAUUGAUGAUUUAGAAAAUUAUUUGUCGGAUUUAUUCGAAGGAAAGCCUGCAGUUUUAAACAACAUAAAGAGAAAAGGUACAUAGGAUGCAAUCAUGCAACACCCUUAGCAGCAGUUAGCAGGUAUGUUACUUGCCUUCAUCUAUUUAAUCCGGCAUGAUGAAAUGGCCUUUAUUAUUGUUGUUUGUGUCAUUAGGGGUUGGGUUGAAGGUUUUAAAUUGCCCAACUCGGUAUACCGUAAUAAUUUUUUGUACAUGUAACAUGUAACUUGUGUCAUUGUGUAAUGAUAUACUUGAUGGUCUUCUUGUUGUA
Helianthus annuus (common sunflower) is the source of this 2343-nucleotide messenger RNA. RefSeq names its product exocyst complex component EXO70B1-like. Gene Ontology annotation, molecular function: phosphatidylinositol-4,5-bisphosphate binding. The record is from RefSeq and is a predicted model, not a curated record. Gene Ontology annotation, biological process: exocytosis. Lineage: Eukaryota; Viridiplantae; Streptophyta; Magnoliopsida; Asterales; Asteraceae. The coding region runs from base 219 to 2117 and encodes 632 amino acids. Gene Ontology annotation, cellular component: exocyst. The transcript has a single exon.